This is a messenger RNA of Zea mays, 995 nucleotides long. RefSeq names its product heavy metal-associated domain containing protein. The record is from RefSeq and is marked validated. NCBI's taxonomy places the organism in Eukaryota, Viridiplantae, Streptophyta, Magnoliopsida, Poales, Poaceae.
GUGUCUCAAACACACGAGAGCUCCUCUUGUCUUGCUCAGCAAUCAUAUCGCACGAGAUACUAUUGACUCCAAGUACAGACCAGUCCAGUACUGUUGUACGGCCUGGUUCCGUGGAACAGAGAUGGGCAAGCAAAAGAUUGUGCUCAAGUUGCCCCUGGAUGACGAGAGGAAGAGGAGGAAGGCCUUCAAGGCAGCUGUGGGAAUGAACGGUGUGACGUCCGCCACGAUGGAGGGCGACAAGAUCACCGUCGUCGGCGAUGGAGUCGACCCCAUCACGCUCACAACCAUCCUUCGGCGCAGCCUCGGCUACGCGGAGCUGCUCAGCGUCAGCUCCGGCGACGACAAGAAGAAGGGCGACGGGUACGGCUACGGGAGCGCCGGUGGCAUGAUGUACGGUGGCGGCGGAUACGGUGGUGGCAAAGAGGGCAAGGAGAGCAAAGAGAGCAGCGGCGGCAAGAGCAGUGGCGGCGGUGGGGGCUACGGCGGCCAUUACCAGGCGAUGCCGUCGGUCUCGUACCCUGCCGCCUACCAGCAGUACAACGCCAUGCCGCCCUACCCCGCCGCCUACUCCUAUCCUGCAGCAUACCCGCAGCAAGAACAGGACCCUGGAUGCAGCAUCAUGUGAAAAAACAUCCUACAAGUUAAUCUGAGGAGUUGGUUGAAGGUGGCCGAACACAUGGAGAUCAGAUUAACAUGGUUGGGUUCGUCCGGACAAGAUGAUCCAUGCUGCCUUGAGCUGUGCAACAGAGGAUGAUGAUCCAGGAUGUGAUGGGCAUUAUCAUCCGUGUAAUUAUGUACAGGGUUGGCCAGCAAAGUUGACGGAUUGAUCUGUUGGAGUUGGAGGUGUUGGUGGAAUGGGAGGCAGAGCUGUUCCGCAAGAUUAUGAUUCAAGUGCAGACUAAGUAGCAGCACCGAUGUUUCCUUUUCGUUUCUUUCGUUUUUGGUAAAGUUGUAGUGUUUGUUGAAGAAAAGGAUUGCAAUAAAAUUAGUGUUUA